GAUCUCUCCUGGUGUGUCUGAAGAUAGCUACUGUAUACUUAUAUAUAAUAAGUACUUCUUAGUAAGUCCAGACAUUUCUAUAAUCCAUGAAUCUCCUAAGUGACUUUACCCUCAGGAAAAUGCAUGCAAUUUUUAUCUACCUUUGGACACUGCUAUUUUAGGAUCCUGUAUGAGAGCAUCUCCUUGGUUUCUCUAUUUCAUGUGUAUUUACACUAAGGAGAAAUUGUGGCUAUGUAGCAGUUUGUAAUAUGUUCAUCAAGUUUGUCUUCUGAGAAUAGAGCAUUUUCUAUUUGAUUCUAUGAGGGUAUGUUGAAAGCUCUUCAUCUAGAAAAACAACAAGUGUUUUUCCCAAUUAUCCAGCAUUUUUAGAUGCAGGGAGUCAAUUACUGUAUAUUUCCAUUUAAGUUCUUCUUUAUGGAUUUUAAAAUAAUAUAAACUUAUAUUCUUUGUGCCACAUUCAAACAGUUAAAAUAUUGUAGUGCUUUACUUAGAUAUUUCCAUAUCCAGUCUGAGGCUGCUUUAUCACUGUGAGCUGCUCCAGGUUAAGAAACCUGUUUCUAUAUAACCUAUAGCCCUAUAGUGAGGGGCUGUGUGAAUGAAGAGUGGCAAUUUAAUGAUUUUUGAAUGUGACUCAGUGGACAAUUGUGUUUCUAUAAAGCAGUUUCACCGGUUCUAUGGUAUGGACAGUGCUAGCAAUUAAAUUGCCAUUUAUUUGUAAAUGAAAACUGUGCAUUUUGUGAUUCCCCACAAUGGAAGAGGAAGACUGUUAGAAGGGGCCUCAUUAAUAUUAAUAAUCAUCUUAAACUAGAAGCAGAAUAAUUGACUGAUAAUGAAUUAAGCUUAGUCUCAACAAGAACAAGGUCAAGUUUGUCAGUUAAUGAUUUUCUCUUAAUCUAGGCUAGCAUAAAUAUUUUAACUUCUUGAUGGUAUCCUAUUAAGUUGUAAAUAGGCAUAUAAGAAGAUAUUUUAUAUUUAAUAAUUUUGAUUUUCAUGUGUCAAUAUCCUGUAAUUCCUAAAGAACAUUGUUGAUGUGAAAGCAUGCAUCCUAAAAGAAUAGAGUUAAUUUCAAGACCAAAUAAAAAGUAAACUCUCUUCUCUGCAUUGCAGGGAGAAUCGGGAAGAAAAUUCCAUAUAAUACCUAAGAAGAUCCAAAAUAUUUUUAGAAAAUCUGGAGUUUAUGUGUCUUCUCGGGUAGACCCAAUUCUUGAAGUAUGGGAAGAAAAUACAUCUGCAACAGUAAUCCCCACUGAUGAUGAAAAAUAUAAAACAGAUAAUUUCUAUGCGGUGUCUUCUGAGCAUAGAAAUUCUAUUCCUAAGGCUACUGCUGAUCGUGAAGCUUCCACCUCUACUGCUGACAGCCUGGAUGCUGCCGAGCCUGACCCAACAAAUUCUACAAAUGCUACUGACUGUCUGGCUGCUCUUGAGCGUGAGCUGACUAAUUCCAACAACACUGCUGACUGUCUGGCUGACCUUGAGCCUGAUCCGACGAUUUCUACCAAUGCCGCUGACUUUCAGGCUGCUGUUGCACCAGAGCCAACUAUGUCCACCCACCCUGCUGACUGUCUGCCUGAUGUGGAACCAGAGCCAACUAUGUCCACCCACCCUGCUGACACUCUGGCUGCUCUUGAGCCUGAGCUGACUACUUUCAACAACACUGCUGACUGUCUGGCUGACCUUGAGCCUGAGCCAAACAUGUCCACCCACCCUGCUGACAGUCUGCCUGAUGUGGAACCAGAGCCAACUAUGUCCAAUCACCCUGCAGACACUCUGGCUGCUCUUGAGCCUGAACUGACUAAUUCCAACAACACUGCUGACUGUCUGGCUGACCUUGAGCCUGAUCCGACGAUUUCUACCAAUGCCGCUGACUUUCAGGCUGCUGUUGCACCAGAGCCAACUAUGUCCACCCACCCUGCUGACUGUCUGCCUGAUGUGGAACCAGAGCCAACUAUGUCCACCCACCCUGCUGACACUCUGGCUGCUCUUGAGCCUGAGCUGACUACUUUCAACAACACUGCUGACUGUCUGGCUGACCUUGAGCCUGAGCCAAACAUGUCCACCCACCCUGCUGACAGUCUGCCUGAUGUGGAACCAGAGCCAACUAUGUCCACCCACCCUGCUGACACUCUGGCUGCUCUUGAGCCUGAGCUGACCAAUUUCAACAACACUGCUGACUGUCUGGCUGACCUUGAGCCUGAUCCGACUAUUUCUACCAAUGCCGCUGACUUUCAGGCUGCUGUUGCACCAGAGCCAACUAUGUCCACCUACCCUGCUGACUGUCUGCCAGAUGUGGAACCAGAGCCAACUAUGUCCACCCACCCUGCUGACACUCUGGCUGAUCUUGAGCCUGAGCUGACUAAUUCCAACAACACUGCUGACUGUCUGGCUGACCUUGAGCCUGAUCCGACGAUUUCUACCAAUGCCGCUGACUUUCAGGCUGCUGUUGCACCAGAGCCUGCUAUGUCCACCUACCCUGCUGACUGUCUGCCAGAUGUGGAACCAGAGCCAACUAUGUCCACCCACCCUGCUGACACUCUGGCUGCUCUUGAGCCUGAGCUGACUAAUUCCAACAACACUGCUGACUGUCUGGCUGACCUUGAGCCUGAUCCAACGAUUUCUACCAAUGCCGCUGACUUUCAGGCUGCUGUUGCACCAGAGCCUGCUAUGUCCACCAACCCUGCUGACAGUAUGGCAGCUGUUGAGCCUGAGCCGACUAUGUCCACCCACCCUGCUGACAUUCUGACUGCUGAUGAGCCUGAACAUAAUAAUUCUACCAAAGCUGCUGACUGUCUGGCUGACCUUGAGCCUGAGCCAAACAUGUCCACCCACCCUGCUGACAGUCUGCCUGAUGUGGAACCAGAGCCAACUAUGUCCACCCACCCUGCUGACACUCUGGCUGCUCUUGAGCCUGAGCUGACCAAUUUCAACAACACUGCUGACUGUCUGGCUGACCUUGAGCCUGAUCCGACUAUUUCUACCAAUGCCGCUGACUUUCAGGCUGCUGUUGCACCAGAGCCAACUAUGUCCACCCACCCUGCUGACUGUCUGCCUGAUGUGGAACCAGAGCCAACUAUGUCCACCCACCCUGCUGACACUCUGGCUGCUCUUGAGCCUGAGCUGACUAAUUCCAACAACACUGCUGACUGUCUGGCUGACCUUGAGCCUGAUCCGACUAUUUCUACCAAUGCCGCUGACUGUCGGGCUGCUGUUGCACCAGAGCCCGCUAUGUCCACCAACCCUGCUGACAGUAUGGCAGCUGUUGAGCCUGAGCCGACUAUGUCCACCCACCCUGCUGACAUUCUGACUGCUGACGAGCCUGAACAUAAUACUUCUACCAAAGCUGCUGACUGUCGGGCUGACCUUGAGCCUGAGCCAAACAUGUCCACCCACCCUGCUGACAGUCUGCCUGAUGUGGAACCAGAGCCAACUAUGUCCACCCACCCUGCUGACACUCUGGCUGCUCUUGAGCCUGAGCUGACCAAUUUCAACAACACUGCUGACUGUCUGGCUGACCUUGAGCCUGAUCCGACUAUUUCUACCAAUGCCGCUGACUUUCAGGCUGCUGUUGCACCAGAGCCAACUAUGUCCACCCACCCUGCUGACUGUCUGCCUGAUGUGGAACCAGAGCCAACUAUGUCCACCCACCCUGCUGACACUCUGGCUGCUCUUGAGCCUGAGCUGACUAAUUCCAACAACACUGCUGACUGUCUGGCUGACCUUGAGCCUGAUCCGACGAUUUCUACCAAUGCCGCUGACUUUCAGGCUGCUGUUGCACCAGAGCCUGCUAUGUCCACCUACCCUGCUGACUGUCUUCCAGAUGUGGAACCAGAGCCAACUAUGUCCACCCACCCUGCUGACACUCUGGCUGCUCUUGAGCCUGAGCUGACUAAUUCCAACAACACUGCUGACUGUCUGGCUGACCUUGAGCCUGAUCCGACGAUUUCUACCAAUGCCGCUGACUUUCAGGCUGCUGUUGCACCAGAGCCUGCUAUGUCCACCAACCCUGCUGACAGUAUGGCAGCUGUUGAGCCUGAGCCGACUAUGUCCACCCACCCUGCUGACAUUCUGACUGCUGAUGAGCCUGAACAUAAUAAUUCUACCAAAGCUGCUGACUGUCUGGCUGACCUUGAGCCUGAGCCAAACAUGUCCACCCACCCUGCUGACAGUCUGCCUGAUGUGGAACCAGAGCCAACUAUGUCCACCCACCCUGCUGACACUCUGGCUGCUCUUGAGCCUGAGCUGACCAAUUUCAACAACACUGCUGACUGUCUGGCUGACCUUGAGCCUGAUCCGACUAUUUCUACCAAUGCCGCUGACUUUCAGGCUGCUGUUGCACCAGAGCCAACUAUGUCCACCCACCCUGCUGACUGUCUGCCUGAUGUGGAACCAGAGCCAACUAUGUCCACCCACCCUGCUGACACUCUGGCUGCUCUUGAGCCUGAGCUGACUAAUUCCAACAACACUGCUGACUGUCUGGCUGACCUUGAGCCUGAUCCGACUAUUUCUACCAAUGCCGCUGACUGUCGGGCUGCUGUUGCACCAGAGCCCGCUAUGUCCACCAACCCUGCUGACAGUAUGGCAGCUGUUGAGCCUGAGCCGACUAUGUCCACCCACCCUGCUGACAUUCUGACUGCUGACGAGCCUGAACAUAAUACUUCUACCAAAGCUGCUGACUGUCGGGCUGACCUUGAGCCUGAGCCAAACAUGUCCACCCACCCUGCUGACAGUCUGCCUGAUGUGGAACCAGAGCCAACUAUGUCCACCCACCCUGCUGACACUCUGGCUGCUCUUGAGCCUGAGCUGACCAAUUUCAACAACACUGCUGACUGUCUGGCUGACCUUGAGCCUGAUCCGACUAUUUCUACCAAUGCCGCUGACUUUCAGGCUGCUGUUGCACCAGAGCCAACUAUGUCCACCUACCCUGCUGACUGUCUGCCAGAUGUGGAACCAGAGCCAACUAUGUCCACCCACCCUGCUGACACUCUGGCUGCUCUUGAGCCUGAGCUGACUAAUUCCAACAACACUGCUGACUGUCUGGCUGACCUUGAGCCUGAUCCGACGAUUUCUACCAAUGCCGCUGACUUUCAGGCUGCUGUUGCACCAGAGCCUGCUAUGUCCACCUACCCUGCUGACGGUCUGCCAGAUGUGGAACCAGAGCCAACUAUGUCCACCCACCCUGCUGACACUCUGGCUGCUCUUGAGCCUGAGCUGACUAAUUCCAACAACACUGCUGACUGUCUGGCUGACCUUGAGCCUGAUCCGACGAUUUCUACCAAUGCCGCUGACUUUCAGGCUGCUGUUGCACCAGAGCCUGCUAUGUCCACCAACCCUGCUGACAGUAUGGCAGCUGUUGAGCCUGAGCCGACUAUGUCCACCCACCCUGCUGACAUUCUGACUGCUGAUGAGCCUGAACAUAAUAAUUCUACCAAAGCUGCUGACUGUCUGGCUGACCUUGAGCCUGAGCCAAACAUGUCCACCCACCCUGCUGACAGUCUGCCUGAUGUGGAACCAGAGCCAACUAUGUCCACUCACCCUGCUGACACUCUGGCUGCUCUUGAGCCUGAGCUGACCAAUUUCAACAACACUGCUGACUGUCUGGCUGACCUUGAGCCUGAUCCGACUAUUUCUACCAAUGCCGCUGACUUUCAGGCUGCUGUUGCACCAGAGCCAACUAUGUCCACCCACCCUGCUGACUGUCUGCCUGAUGUGGAACCAGAGCCAACUAUGUCCACCCACCCUGCUGACACUCUGGCUGCUCUUGAGCCUGAGCUGACUAAUUCCAACAACACUGCUGACUGUCUGGCUGACCUUGAGCCUGAUCCGACGAUUUCUACCAAUGCCGCUGACUUUCAGGCUGCUGUUGCACCAGAGCCUGCUAUGUCCAACUACCCUGCUGACUGUCUGCCAGAUGUGGAACCAGAGCCAACUAUGUCCACCCACCCUGCUGACACUCUGGCUGCUCUUGAGCCUGAGCUGACUAAUUCCAACAACACUGCUGACUGUCUGGCUGACCUUGAGCCUGAUCCGACGAUUUCUACCAAUGCCGCUGACUUUCAGGCUGCUGUUGCACCAGAGCCUGCUAUGUCCACCAACCCUGCUGACAGUAUGGCAGCUGUUGAGCCUGAGCCGACUAUGUCCACCCACCCUGCUGACAUUCUGACUGCUGAUGAGCCUGAACAUAAUAAUUCUACCAAAGCUGCUGACUGUCUGGCUGACCUUGAGCCUGAGCCAAACAUGUCCACCCACCCUGCUGACAGUCUGCCUGAUGUGGAACCAGAGCCAACUAUGUCCACCCACCCUGCUGACACUCUGGCUGCUCUUGAGCCUGAGCUGACCAAUUUCAACAACACUGCUGACUGUCUGGCUGACCUUGAGCCUGAUCCGACUAUUUCUACCAAUGCCGCUGACUUUCAGACUGCUGUUGCACCAGAGCCAACUAUGUCCACCCACCCUGCUGACUGUCUGCCUGAUGUGGAACCAGAGCCAACUAUGUCCACCCACCCUGCUGACACUCUGGCUGCUCUUGAGCCUGAGCUGACUAAUUCCAACAACACUGCUGACUGUCUGGCUGACCUUGAGCCUGAUCCGACUAUUUCUACCAAUGCCGCUGACUGUCGGGCUGCUGUUGCACCAGAGCCCGCUAUGUCCACCAACCCUGCUGACAGUAUGGCAGCUGUUGAGCCUGAGCCGACUAUGUCCACCCACCCUGCUGACAUUCUGACUGCUGACGAGCCUGAACAUAAUACUUCUACCAAAGCUGCUGACUGUCGGGCUGACCUUGAGCCUGAGCCAAACAUGUCCACCCACCCUGCUGACAGUCUGCCUGAUGUGGAACCAGAGCCAACUAUGUCCACCCACCCUGCUGACACUCUGGCUGCUCUUGAGCCUGAGCUGACCAAUUUCAACAACACUGCUGACUGUCUGGCUGACCUUGAGCCUGAUCCGACUAUUUCUACCAAUGCCGCUGACUUUCAGGCUGCUGUUGCACCAGAGCCAACUAUGUCCACCUACCCUGCUGACUGUCUGCCAGAUGUGGAACCAGAGCCAACUAUGUCCACCCACCCUGCUGACACUCUGGCUGCUCUUGAGCCUGAGCUGACUAAUUUCAACAACACUGCUGACUGUCUGGCUGACCUUGAGCCUGAUCCGACUAUUUCUACCAAUGCCGCUGACUGUCGGGCUGCUGUUGCACCAGAGCCCGCUAUGUCCACCAACCCUGCUGACAGUAUGGCAGCUGUUGAGCCUGAGCCGACUAUGUCCACCCACCCUGCUGACAUUCUGACUGCUGACGAGCCUGCACAUAAUACUUCUACCAAAGGUGCUGACUGUCUGGCUGACCUUGAGCCUGAGCCAAACAUGUCCACCCACCCUGCUGACAGUCUGCCUGAUGUGGAACCAGAGCCAACUAUGUCCAAUCACCCUGCUGACACACUGGCUGCUCUUGAGCCUGAGUCGACUAAAUCCUCCAAUGCUGCUGACUGUCUGGCCUAUGUUGAGCCAGAGCCAGCUAUGUCCACCCACCAUGCCGACAGUGUGGCUGCUCUUGAGCAUGAGCUGUCUCAUGCCAACAAAGAUGCUGACUGUCUGGCUUCUCUCAAGGCUGAGCUGAUUAAUUCCACCAAUGCUACUGAUUGUCUGGCUUCUGUUGGGACUGAGACAACCAUGUCCACCCAGCCUACUGACAAUUUGGCAGCUGUUGAGCCUGAACAUAAUUCCACCAAUACUGCUGACGGUAAGGACUCUGUUGAACAAGAGCCAUCUAAGCCCACCUACCGUGCCGACAGCCUGGCUGCUCUUGAGCAUGAGCUGACUAAUUCCAACAACACUGCUGACUGUCUGGCUUCUCAGAAGGCUGAGUCAAUUGAUUCUACCAAUGCUACUGAUUGUUUGGCUUCUGUUGGGACUGAGACAACUAUGUCCACCCACCCUGCUGACAAUAUGGCUAUGGAUGAGCUUGAGCCUACACAUUCCACCAAUGCUGCUUACUUUCUGGCCGCUCUUGAGCCCCAGUCGACUAAUUCCUCCAAUACUGCUGAUAUUCUGGCUUCUGUUGGGUCUGAGACAACCAUGUCUACCCACCUUGCUGAUAUUCCUAUUGCUCAUGAGCCUGACUAUAAUGAUUCUACCAAUGCUGCUGACAGUCUGGACUCCGUUGAGCCAGAGCCAGCUAUGUCCACCCACCAUGCCGACAGUCUGGCUGCUCUUGAGCAUGAGCUGUCUCAUGCCAACAAAGCUGCUGACUGUCUGGCUUCUCUCAAGGCUGAGCCAACCAUGUCCACCCAGCCUGCUGACAGUUCGGCAGCUGUUGAGCCUGAGCCUACAAUUUCCACCAGAGCUGCUGAUUUUCUGGCUACUGUUCUGCCAGAGCUAACUAGGUCAAACCACCCUGCUGACUGUCUGGACUCUGUUCAGCCUGAGUCAUCUAUGUCCACACACCCUGCUGAUAAUAUGGCUACUGAUGAGCUUGAGCCUACAAAUUCGACCAACGCUGCUUACUGUCUGGCUGCUCUUGAGCCUAAGUCGACUAAAUCCUCCAAUGCUGCUGACUGUCUGGCCUAUGUUGAGCCAGAGCCAGGUAUGUCCACCCACCGUGCCGACAGUCUGGCUGCUCUUGAGCAUGAGCUGUCUCAUGUCAACAAAGAUGCUGACUGUCUGGCUUCUCUCAAGGCUGAGCUGAUUAAUUCCAUCAAUGCUACUGAUUGUCUGGCUUCUGUUGGGUCUGAGACAACCAUGUCCACCCAGCCUACUGACAGUUUGGCAGCUGUUGAGCCUGAACAUAAUUCCACCAAUGCUGCUGACGGUCUGGACUCUGUUGAACAAGAGCCAGCUAAGCCCACCCACCGUGCCGACAGUCUGGCUGCUCUUGAGCAUGAGCUGACUAAUUCCAACAACACUGCUGACUGUCUGGCUUCUCAGAAGGCUGAGUCAAUUGAUUCUACCAAUGCUUCUGAUUGUUUGGCUUCUGUUGGGACUGAGACAACUAUGUCCACCCACCCUGCUGACAAUAUGGCUACUGAUGAGCUUGAGCCUACACAUUCCACCAAUGCUGCUUACUGUCUGGCUGCUCUUGAGCCUGAGUCGACUAAAUCCUCCAGUGCUGCUGACUGCCUGGCCUAUGUUGAGCCAGAGCCAGCUAUGUCCACCCACCGUGCCGACAGUCUGGCUGCUCUUGAGCAUGAGCUGUCUCAUGCCAACAAAGAUGCUGGCUGUCUGGCUUCUCUCAAGGCUGAGCUGAUUAAUUCCACCAAUGCUACUGAUUGUCUGGCUUCUGUUGGGACUGAGACAACCAUGUCCACCCAGCCUGCUGACAGUUUGGCAGCUGUUGAGCCUGAACAUAAUAAUUCUACCAAUGCUGCUGACGGUCUGGACUCUAUUGAACAAGAGCCAGCUAUGCCCACCCCCCGUUCCGACAGUCUGGCUGCUCUUGAGCAUGAGCUGUCUCAUGCCAAUAAAGCUGCUGACUGUCUGGCUUCUCUCAAGGCUGAGCCAACCAUGUCCACCCAGCCUGCUGACACUUUGGCAUCUGUUGAGCCUGAGCCUACUUUUUCCACCAAAGCUGCUGAUUGUCUGGCUACUGUUCAGCCUGAGCUAACUAGGUCAAACCACCCUGCUGACUGUCUGGAUUCUGUUCAGCCUGAGUCAUCUAUGUCCCCACACCCUGCUGACAGUUUGGUAGCUAUUGAGCCUGAACUGACUAAUUCCACCAAAGCUGCUGACUGUCUGGACUCUGCUGAGCCAGAGCCAACUAUGGCCACCCACCAUGCUGACAUUCUGACUGCUGUUGAGCCUGAACAUACUAAUUGCUCCAGUACUGCUGACUGUCUGCCUGCUGUUCAGCCUGAGUCCAGUAUGUCCACCCACCCUGCUGACAGUAUGGCUGCUAUUGAUGCUGAGCCUACAGAUCCUGCCAUUGUUGCUGACUGUCUGGCUGCUCUUGAACCUCGGCUGUCUGUUACAUGUGCUGCUGACAGUAGUGUGUUAGUUGAGAGUCAUGACUCAGGACCAGCUAGUCACAUUGGAUUGGAUUAUGUAGUUGAUUUACCUCUUUACAAGGAGAGUACAAGGUACAAACCCCAUGCUGACCCAGAGCCCACUCCUGGUUCCUGCACUUGUUAUUCCCUUGACUCCAUUCAAAUGACUAACCUGACUCUUUUGAUAUCCCUUAGUGAAGAAGAAAUAUUUGAUUCUGCUACUUCAGAUGAGGAAUCUUCUUUUACUCCUGACGUAGAAGAAGGUCUGCCUGCUACUCAGGGUGCUGAGGAUAUUUUUCAUGCUUCCGCACGAGCUGAACCAAUAAACCACAGCUUGAUCCUUCUCAGGGAGAGUGGAUAUCUUCGGGCAACAGAGAUACCACGCAUACCUUUUUUGCUCUUCAUAUGGCUUAUAUCCUCACUCUUAUCCAUCAUAACAUGGAUGAAAAUCCAAAUUCAACAAGCAUGGCAUGAAGAAAAUGGCCAAGGAGCUCCCACUAAGAAGAGAGUCGGACCAGGUAAGUUAAACUAAAAUAGUAGCUUAAAAUAGAUUAAGAUUGUUUUACUAGAAACCUAGGUCUCUUUUGUUAAUAAAUUUCAUACUUCUAUAGGGCUAUUUACGCAUAACCUAGAACCUGAAAACUUUAUUUUUUCUCAAUUUAUAGAAAAUAAUUUUCAUAAUGUAACAAAUCCAGUUUAGAGAAAUACAACUGACCAGGUAAUAUUUUUUCCUACUUGGAUGUUUCCUAUUCUAGAAUGAGGAGAUUAUUGUCACUUCCAGUGAAAACAUGUGUUUCCUGAAUGACUAAGCCGGGAAAACUUCCUGUUAAAUGUUAUUGUCUAUUUAUCGCUGUCAUUCUGAACUCUGACUUCUGAAGUUAGCAUAGCCUUUGACCGCAACAUUCCAAAAGAAGCAACUUCUGAGAUUAAAAAUAACAAGAGAAGCAUCCACCUUCUCACUGUUUCUCUCUACAUUGAUAUGUCUACAUUGAUAUCUACAUGAUAAUGACACUGAUGUUGUUGAUGCUGGGCAUGACAAUAUCACCAGAGAUGUGCAUGAUGAUACUGUUAAUAAUUCUUCUUUUUCUUCUAGUGGCUGCGGCUCCUGAUCCCUAGACCCUUGAUGCUCCUCCAGGAUCGAUUGGAAUAUCAAAACACAGUCUGUGUGGGAGAAUUGAUCAUAUAUAUAAAUUUUAAAAUAAAAUGUUCAGUCUGAUUGUAGACUGAAGUAA
Rattus norvegicus (Norway rat) is the source of this 11200-nucleotide messenger RNA. NCBI's taxonomy places the organism in Eukaryota, Metazoa, Chordata, Mammalia, Rodentia, Muridae. The record is from RefSeq and is a predicted model, not a curated record.